AUGGCCUCUCCCGUGCCACCAUUUGCACAAGCGCCGGGAGCCACGUCAGCAGCGAUGACGGCGCCGGCAGGUUCCGCUGGUCCAGCCGGCGGGCCGGUAGACCACUACCCGAAGCCGUUAGCGACGCACGAGGCGAUCCUGGGGGAUCGCGUGCUGUUCCUUGACUUGCUGGCGCGGUUUCACAACCAGAUGGGAGGGUCGCUGAGGAUCCCGCAAAUGGGAGGGAGGGAGCUGGACCUGCACCUGCUGUACCGUGAAGUGACAGGCCGAGGGGGGUUGAUGCAGGUGAUAGCAGAUCGCAAGUGGAGGGACGUGACGAUUCCAUUUGACUUCCCCCCGACCACCACCAGCGCCUCCUACGUCCUCCGCAAGUUCUACAUCAACCUGUUGCACCACUUCGAGCAGACCUACUUCUUCAACCGACAAGGGCCACUGGUCCCCCCCCCUCCGCUCACUCACUUCCCUCGCAAGCGCGGGGCUCGCAGGAUGCAAGGCUUCGAAGCGCCUCCCCCGCCCCAGCUGGCGAACAUCGGGCGCAACAUCUCAGGCAUCAUCCGCUCCAAGUGUGACAACGGCUACUUCAUAACUGUGCCCAUGGGCGACCAGGUGCUGCACGGAAUCUUGUACCAUCCACCCACCACCGCCUCCUCCUCCCCAUUCGCCCCUCCCCAGCCCGUCUCCUUCCUCCUCAACGCCUUCUCCCUCGACUCCGCCCUCAUCCGCUCGCAAAUGCACGGCCGGCGGCGGCGGAGGAAGAGGCGCAGACGGGCAGAACUCCUAGCUGCAGCAGCGGGGGGAGUGCCGGGGGUGGUGGUGCCACCGAAGCAGAACCGCACAGGGUACAACUUCUUCUUUGGGGAGCAGAGGAUGAAGCUCAAGGCUGACAUGCCCGAUGUGCCAGAUCGUGAGAUCAGCCGGCUCAUCGGCCAGCGAUGGAUGGCCCUUUCUCCUCAAGACCGCAUUCCAUACCAGGAGCAGGCGGAGCGGGACAGAGAGCGGUAUGUGGCAGAAAUGAGGGAAUACAAUGAGAAGCGCACACAAGCAGGCGGGGGAGCAGCAGGAGGAGGAGGAGAUGAAGGGGGAGGGGUAGUGGGAGCAGGAGUGGGAGGAAAGGGAGCGGGAGUGGGAGUGGGUGGAGAGGGUGUUGGGGGGGUGGGAAGCGGGGGUAUUGGGGGGAGAUUUAGGGAUUUGGGGCAGUAUAUGGCGGAUGUUGAUAGGGUGAUGGGGGGAGGGGGGUUCAGGCGCGGGGGAAUGGGGGGAGGCGGGGGGAGGGGAGGAUUAGCAGGUGCAGGGUUUGAAGGGGAGAUGGAGGAGGAGGAAGAGGAGGAGGAUGAGGAGGGAAUGGAGGGUGAGGAGGAGUAUGAGGAGGAGGGAUAUGAGGAGGAAGAAGGGGAGGGAGAGGAGGGGUAUGAGGAUGAAGAGGAGGAGGAAGGAGAGGGGGAGGAGGAGGAUGGAAUGGAAUUCGGGGGGAUGACUGGACAUGCGGGUCUGCAGGUAGGAGCUGACGUGGAUACACGUGUGCAAGUGGGGAUGCACACCUCUGAACCCCUCAGCACCGCAAUGGCUGCUGUGCCUCUUCCUCGAAUUCCCCCUCGCCGAUUCCCUCCGCUGGCUGACUCCCCGCGCCGCGUCCCUCCGCUCGCUGACUCCCCGCGCCGCGUCCCUCCGCUCGCUGACUCCCGCGCCGCGUCCCUCCGCUCGCUGACUCUCCGCGCCGCGUCCCUCCGCUCGCUGACUCCCCGCGCCGAGUCCUUCCGCUCGUUGACUCCCCGCGCCCCUCCACUCGCCGACUCCCCGCGCCGCGUCCUUCCGCUCGUUGACUCUCUCCGCGCCGCGUCCCUCCGCUCGCUGACUCCCCGCGCCGCGUCCCUCCGCUCGCUGACUCCCCGCGCCGAGUCCUUCCGCUCGUUGACUCUCCGCGCGAGUCCCCCCCUCGUUGACUCCCGCGCGCCGAGUCCCUCCGUUCGCCGAUUCUCGCCGCUCGCGUUGAAUCUUCACCCCCCCGGGUGGGAAAAGGCUGGUGCCCAUUUCCAAGCCCCAUCAUCAUGGGGGGGAACACGCCGUUGGAUUGAGCUCGGCGCGGAUGCCGCCGCGAAUGCCGUCUCAUGGCCGCACCCGAACCCCGACAAGGCCAACAUAGAAUCUGUCCGCCGAAGCCGCUCCAUUCGGCGCAAUAAAAGCGGUACCGCUGCGGUUACUACCACUGCCGCUGCUUCAGCCGCUUCUGUUUCCGGUACCGCCGCGGGUACAGCCACUGCCAUUAGCAGCGGCGGUGGUGGUGGAACUAUGGGUCGCAGUCGACGCAGCGCGUGCGGCGCGAUUCUCGCUGCGCUUCUUCUUCUGGCCGUCGGCUCGCGCUCGUGUGAAGGAGCAACAGACGCGGAUCAAGUCGCCAUCCUCACCACCAUCGCUCAGUCCCUCGGAGCAGGCACGUCCUAUUUCAGAACCUGGACCGGCAGCGACCCCUGUGGCACUACCGGGGGGGCGGUGUGGCGGGGGGUGCUGUGCUCGCCUGCGCCAGCGCCUGCCAGCAACUCUACUGUCGUCACUUCGCUCGUUCUGCAGCAGGUGGACCUUAUCGGCACGCUUCCUGCCUCUCUGUUCAACCUCGCUACCCUACAACUGCUUGACCUCUCUUUGAACCAGAAACUUUCGGGCUCCAUCCCUCCCACCAUCGGCCAACUGACCGGCCUCACAAGACUGGCUCUCUCUGGGUGUAGCUUCACGGGGUCGCUCCCGACUACUCUGGGAGCGCUGACACGCCUGCAGUUGCUAGAUCUCAACACCAACCAUCUCACGGGACCCAUUCCCACAGAGAUAAGCGCUCUGAGGCAGCUCACCUACUUUGACGUCACCAGUAACCAGCUGGAAGGGCUGGUACCUGCCUUCGGCCCGAAAGUGGUUCACCUGCAUUUAAGUAACAACAAGUUCAUCAGUCUCUCUUCUUCCAUUGGCUCGCUUAAGAAACUCAUUCAUCUCCUGGUGGACAACAACCAUCUGAACCACGACUUUCCAGCGUGGAUCAAUAACUCCAGCAACCUUAAAAUCCUUGACCUUAGCAACAACAAUAUAACAGGGAAAAUUCCUCCUCUCCACAUGUCUCGUUUGGAGAGUCUAAUCCUCUGCAACUGCAACUUGUCGGGCCAGGCUCUGCCCUCUUUCGAUGGCCUACCUGCCCUUGCUGACCUGGAAUUGAACAACAACCAGUUCACAGGGCCCAUUCCUUCCUCCCUCUUCACUUCCCAUUCCAAUCUCGUCACCAUAAACCUACAAAACAACCACCUCACGCGGACCAUACCUCCUGAUGCAGCCACCGCAAGCUUACCCAAUCUCUGUACAAUAUCCCUGUCUGGAAACAAACUGUUGGGUCACAUCCCCAACCUGCGGCGGCUCCCCGAAUUGAUGUUUCUCUCUCUCUACGACAACCACUUCAGCAGUGCUGCGAGCGACCUCCUGACCAACAGAACCAACGACAGACUCCACACACAGCUCUACGGCGAUCCACUCUGCUCACCCUACCGGCCCAACCUCUUCACCGUGUGCUCUCCCCCGGUCGAUUACCCUGCCUUUUUAAAUCGACGACUAUUGCACACCCCUAUCCUGCAACCAAUUCUACCACUAUCCAUCCCCCUCUCCACCCCUCUCCACCCCUCUCCACCCCUCUCCACCCCUCUCCACCCCUCUCCACCCCUCUCCACCCCUCUCCACCCCUCUCCACCCCUCUCCAGGCUCUACGGCAAUCCCCUCUGCUCGCCCUACCGCCCCAACCUCUUCACUGUCUGCUCUCCCCCCGUCGAGUUCCCCAAAUACACCUUCGGAGCAUACUGCCCGGACCUCACCUGCAACAGCACCUACGAGCCCAGCUUCCCACACUUUGCGCUUUUGAACCACGACUGCCAGUGUGUGACGACUCUCAAGGUUCAGCUGCGGAUGCUGGCACCGCAGUACACCACUUACAACGAAGAUGUUGUGAAGAAGAUUAAGGGGUGGCUGCAACGCAGCUUGCACGCUCACAGCGUGUGGAUGGAGUGGCAACAGAUCAUCAUCAGCAGCAUCAAGGUACCCAUUGCCAUGGACAGCGACGUCACUGUGACUCUCAUCUUCUUCCCGCCUCUGGACGACCCAACCUGGGUGAACGAGCCGGCCCGCACCCAGAAAACGAAAAUCCGCAACCUGUUUGACGCCCACAAGCUCUCUCUGGGUUCUGCCAUGGGGCCAUACACGAUUAAAGGCUUCUACGGUCCAGAUGACCCACCUGCCAACGUCACUGCACAGGCAGCACCAGCAGCGUCAAGCGGGAUCUCAAUUCCAGUGGUGGUGGGUAUAGUGGCAGGAGGAGUGGCGAUUCUCGCUCUGCUGCUCGUGGGACUUACCUGGCUGCUCCUGCACCGACAGAAGAAGCGAGACUGGUGGGGGAAGGAGGACUACGAGGCAAUAGAGGGUCUGAACCUGGUGGGCGUGCAGCGAUUCAAGCUGGCGGAGCUGGCAGAUGCGACCCAGGGGUUCAAGACACUGUUGGGGGAGGGCGGAUACGGACAGGUGUACCACGGGCAGUUGCCAUCCGGGGAGAAGGUGGCGGUCAAACGGGCCAAGCCAGGCGUGCAGGUGAACGGCGCUGAGUUCCGCAACGAGAUAGAGCUGCUGUCAGCAGUGCGCCACCGCAAUCUCGUGUUGCUGCGGGGCUUCUGUGUGGAAGCAGGGGAGCAGCUUCUGGUGUACGAAUUCAUCGAAAAGGGCACUUUGGAAGAUAUUUUAAGAGGCAAGUCCGAUAUGCACCUAUCUUGGCAGCAGCGGCUGGACAUCGCCUGUGGAGCAGCGAGGGGGUUUGCGUACCUGCACCAUCAGAUCAAGCCGCCUAUCAUUCACCGCGACGUUAAGACCGCAAACAUUCUGAUCACGGCAGCGGGGGAGGCGAAGGUGGCGGACUUUGGGAUCUCCAAGGCGGUGAUGGAGGGCGAGCAGCUGGACACACAGGUCAAGGGCACCGUGGGCUACCUGGACCCUGAGUACUACAUGUCAGACUUGCUCACUGAGAAGAGCGACGUGUUCAGCUUCGGCAUCGUGCUGCUGGAGAUAGCCACGGGUCUCCGGCCAAUCAGCGACAACCAGCACAUCCGCCAACUGGUGAUCAAACAAGUCAUGGCGGGCGGCAGAGGCGCCACCAGCGUCAUUGACCCUGUGCUGCUGAGUGCGGGAGGAGGAGUGAUGGAGGGAGAAGGAGGGGGCGUGGAGGUGGUAGUGGGUGAAGCAUGGCAAUCCCAAGGGAGUAACCAAGGGGACACCAAGGGGAAUGCACAAGGGGCCACCCAGGGCGGUAUUCCCGAGGAGGUGGAGGCGACGUUCGAGUGGUUCCUGAAGCUGGGCAUGCGGUGCAGCGCCAGGCUGUCGCAGGACCGCCCCACCAUGCAACACGUGGCAGCUGAGCUGGACGCCAUGCGGGCGAGGGUUAUCCAGAUUGCGAGGCUCCGGGGAGGAGGAGCCGGUGGUGCUGGCAAUGAUCCUGGCAGUGAUGGUGGUGGUGGUGCUGGCAGUGGUGGUGGUGCUGCUGCUGCUGCUGCUGGUGCUGGUGCUGGUGCUGGUGCUGGUUCUAGCACUGGUGUUAGUACUGGUGCUACUAGCACUGCUUUUAGCACGGGUUCCGGUGCGACCAGUGAGGAGCGAUUCUGGGAGGAUAUGGCAAGCGAAGGGGCACUGGUGCCAGGCUUCAAUGAUGAUGAUGAUGAGGAGAUGGAGUACGGUCAAGAGGUUUAUGAAGAGAUGAUGCGAGAGGCACGUGAGGGACAGGGAAAGGAGGGAACUGGAGGGGUUUCUGGGAGUGUGGGCGGUGGAGGGUAUAAGAGCAGCAGCAGUGAGGGUGCGUGGAGGGCCGGGGGUUCGACCACUGACUGGACGAGUGACAGUGCUCCGAGUAGGGAGAUCUGA
This is a messenger RNA of Closterium sp. Yama58-4, 5922 nucleotides long. NCBI's taxonomy places the organism in Eukaryota, Viridiplantae, Streptophyta, Zygnematophyceae, Desmidiales, Closteriaceae. The record is from the annotation of a GenBank genome assembly.